AAGGGCGCCAGCAUCAAAUGUGUCCCUGACUGGCUCAACGGCUUCUACGGCUAUCUCUGGAAUAUCUUUCGCGGUGCCCAGGUCGCGAACGGCGGCUUCGGCGAGGACAGAAAGUUCCGGAUCAUCAUUGACGACUGCGACUACACCGCGCCGUUGAAGAGAGAUCUCGCCGGCAGGAACAGCACCAACCCGCUGGUGCUGAGCUCACACGACAACUUGACCGUAUUCGCCGGAUCAUUCAUGGGAAACGGGACAAACGGAAAUAACGUCGUGUUCAUGCCGCUGACGCCGGACGUUGGAAGCGCCGGAACGUAAGCCAUAUAUGCUCCCGUCCUCACACAAACCGCCCCAUCGAUUGCCCUCGGGCUCACCAACUCUCCCAGAUACACAUUCAACUACGCCCUCAAAGGAGGCCAAUCCAUCACCUCAGGCUGGAUCAUGGACGAAGACGGCGAGAUCUACGAAACCCUCGCCCCGCUCCCCGUCAGCAGCAGCAACACGACGACCUUCACCCUCGACGACCCCGCCGACGCGCCCAUCUACUUCUUCGGCUGGACCAAGGCGACCGACGUGCAGCUGGACGCGAGCGUCCAGGCGCCGCCAGCCACGACAAGCACAACGACAGCAGCAACUGCUGCUACGGCUUCGGCUUCGGCUUCGGCUUCAGCCGCCACGACGGCCUCGACUACUUCUGCGGCGCCUGGGGGGAGGAGAAGGAGGAUGGCGUUGCUACGCUCCGGGGCGGCGGGGUGGUGGAUAGGAGGGUGGGUGGUGUUUUUCUUGGUGGUGGUUGUGAGCUGGUAGGAAUUAGAGAGUUAAUGAUGAUGAGUGAGGUGUGCUUGGUGCGGUUGUGAAGUGCCACCGACUCAUUACACGGCUCCGUUAGAGGCCG
This is a messenger RNA of Thermothielavioides terrestris NRRL 8126, 892 nucleotides long. RefSeq lists its product as uncharacterized. The transcript is spliced from 3 exons. The coding region runs from base 439 to 804 and encodes 121 amino acids. The record is from RefSeq and is a predicted model, not a curated record. Lineage: Eukaryota; Fungi; Ascomycota; Sordariomycetes; Sordariales; Chaetomiaceae.